AUGUCUUCGUUGCAAGCUAAAGUUCCCGUGGAAAAUACGGGUACUGAAGCACAUUAUAUGUUGACCUUAUCGAAUACAAGCGACCUUCGAAUGAUGUUUAAGACUUACACACGUGUUGGUGGUAGGAACAUUGAGUUGACUGUAACAUUUGAGGAAGAACUAUAUUCAAAAGGCAACGAAGGAUUUGUUUUUUUUAUUAAUUUUGGAUUUUACAAAGAGGAGGAAAAGAAUGAACCUGAAUUUGCGAAGAAGCUUGCCUCGUUAGCUGAUCUGUUUGUCAAUGAUGCAUUUGGGACUGGACACAGAGCCCAUGCAUCAACAGAGGGUGUCACAAAAUUCUUGAAGCCAUCAGUUGCUGGUUUCCUUUUACAGAAGGAGCUGGACUACCUUGUUGGUGCAGUUUCAAGCCCCAAAAGGCCAUUCGCUGCCAUUGUGGGUGGUUCAAAGGUCUCUUCCAAGAUUGGAGUCAUUGAAUCACUCCUUGAGAAAUGUGACAUUCUCCUUCUUGGUGGUGGUAUGAUUUUCACAUUUUACAAGGCACAAGGCCUAUCAGUUGGUUCAUCCCUGGUAGAGGAAGAUAAGCUUGACCUUUCAACAUUACUCCUUGCAAACGCAAAGGUGAAGGAAGUGUCUCUUUUGUUACCUACUGAUGUGGUUAUUGCAGACAAGUUCGCCCCUGAUGCAAACAGCAAGAUUGUGCCAGCUUCUGCUAUUUCUGAUGGCUGGAUUGGAUUGGAUAUUCGACCUGAUUCCAUUAAGACAUUCAAUGACGCUUUGGAUACUACACAAACCAUCAUCUGGAAUGGACCGAUGGGAGUGUUUGAAUUUGACAAGUUUGCAGUCGGGACCGAGGCUAUUACAAAGAAGCUAGCAGAACUCAGUGGCAAGGGAGUGACAACAAUCAUAGGAGGCGGAGACUCCGUCGCUGCUGUAGAAAAGGUCGGAGUUGCUAAUGUCAUGAGCCACAUAUCAACAGGCGGUGGUGCCAGUUUAGAAUUGUUGGAAGGGAAGGAGCUUCCGGGUGUGAUUGCCCUGGAUGAGGCUACCCCGGUUGCCGUUUAAGAUCAAAUCCAAUUUUCGGUAAUUUAUCCGGUUUUGUAACCGAGAAAUAAAACGUUCUACGAUGAAAUGAGUUCUUGUUGUAAAUGUACACCUUAAAUCGCUAGAAGGACCCAUUUCUGUCUC
Molecule: messenger RNA, 1185 nt
Organism: Hibiscus syriacus
Lineage: Eukaryota; Viridiplantae; Streptophyta; Magnoliopsida; Malvales; Malvaceae
Product: phosphoglycerate kinase, chloroplastic-like
Exons: 5
Coding region: 1-1062 (353 amino acids)
Biological process (GO): glycolytic process; gluconeogenesis
Cellular component (GO): cytosol
Molecular function (GO): ATP binding; ADP binding; phosphoglycerate kinase activity
Source: RefSeq, a predicted model, not a curated record